CGGGCGCCGGACCCCCAGGCGGAGCGACAGGUCUCGGGCCCUCAGGCGGAGCGGCGGGCGCCGGACCCCCAGGCGGAGCGACAGGUCUCGUGCCCCCAGGCGGAGCGGCGGGCGCCAGACCCCCAGGCGGAGCGACAGGUCUCGGGCCCUCAGGCGGAGCGGCGGGCGCCGGACCCCCAGAUGGAGCGACAGGUCUCGGGCCCUCAGGCGGAGCGGCGGGCGCCGGACCCCCAGGCGGAGCGACAGGUCUCGGGCCCUCAGGCGGAGCGGCGGGCGCCGGACCCCCAGAUGGAGCGACAGGUCUCGGGCCCUCAGGCGGAGUGGCGGGCGCCGGACCCCCAGGCGGAACGACAGGUCUCGGGCCCCCAGGCGGGGCGGCGGCGGGCACCGAGUCACCAGGCACACACCGUGGGCUCCGAGUCAACAGGCACGACAGUGAGCACCGGGUCAUCAGGUACCGGAUUGUCUGGCUCGACAGCGGGCAUCGGGUCACCAGGCAUCAGGUCAUUUGGCUCGACAGCGGGCACCGGAUCAGGUACCGGAUCAUCUGGAUCAACAGCGGGAUCGAGUCAACUG
Messenger RNA from Staurois parvus, 576 nucleotides. The record is from the annotation of a GenBank genome assembly. NCBI's taxonomy places the organism in Eukaryota, Metazoa, Chordata, Amphibia, Anura, Ranidae.